Molecule: messenger RNA, 1248 nt
Organism: Cylicocyclus nassatus
Lineage: Eukaryota; Metazoa; Nematoda; Chromadorea; Rhabditida; Strongylidae
Source: the annotation of a GenBank genome assembly
AUGCAUCGUUACGACAAACGAGUUCGUCCAAAUGCUGAUACCCAACAUCCGGUGAUCAUUCACAUGACUAUCGUGCUUGGAAUUCUCACUGAAGUGAGAGAAAACCAACAAGUUGCCAGCUUUGUCAUCUCUCAUGUACAGAGAUGGCACGACCCGAAACUUGCUUGGGAUCCAGAGAAAUAUAAUGGUUUGAAGCAAGUUGUCAUGCCCCAAAGUUUGGUGUGGAUACCAAAAUUAUUUAUUUACAACAGCAUGGAUACCAAAGACAUGCUUAACGAGGAUCGCUAUGAUGUACGAGUGCAACAUACUGGUCAUGUAAAAAUUAACAUUCCACAAUUUGUCACAAGUUUAUGUCGUAUUAAUAUUGAUCUCUUCCCAUUUGAUACUCAGUUUUGUGCAGUCGCGUUAGCCUCGCCAUUGUUAUCAGUAGAAGAAAUGGAUGUAAAUGCCACUCACCCUCCAAAGGAUUCGUACUUUUCGGGUAAUGCCGAAUGGGAAGUCAUUAACGUAACGGUAAGACAAAUGAAAUUCAUGGAAGAUGGCGAAUAUCGUGCUGAGGUUCACUAUAUUAUACAUUUGAAUCGUCGACCAAUCUACUACAUUACUGUCAUUGUGGUGCCGACCUUCUUGAUCUCUGCGCUUUCCAUUCUGGGUAUAUUCUCACCGGGGUCGAACGAUGGGCCAAGGAAUGAAAAGGUAUCCCUUGGGCUUGGCUCCCUACUCGCUAUGACUGUACUGUUAGACAUAGUAGCUGGCGCGAUGCCAAAAAGCAAUAGCAUACCCCUUUUGGGGUUCUAUAUAAUUGUCGUAAUUAUGCUCUGUGCAAUUGGAGUCGCAAUCUCGAUGGCUUUGCUAGGAUUGUCCCGAUCCUAUAUCCAAACAGAAGAACUCCCAUCAAAAACUGCAUAUAGGAUUCUGAUGCUGAAGCCAACGAAAGCGUUGAGAUUCAAUAGCAUUUGCCCAAUUGCUCCUUCGGAAAAGAUUGCAGCCAUUACACCGCGUUUUCCGGAUCUAGCAGCAAUUUACCACCAGCUCACCGAAGUGUCUCGCGCACAAAAGGUUUAUAGAGAACGGAUAGAGCGAUUGCAGUGGAAUAGCCGGGUCGAAAAAGAAUGGAACAAGGUUUUCUCGCGCGUCGACCAUGUAUUCCUGUUCCUCUUCCAGUCAGCAAAUGUCCUUGUGCUGUUGCUGUUUUUACGUUAUGCAUUCAUCCCCGUUCCGGAUCUGCCGGAGGAUUUUGCAGUUUGA